AUGGCCCAAGUCCUACAACUGGUUCAAGGCAUGGCAAUGAGCUACGAGACGAAAAUGAAAGACCGCCUGAAGGCGUACGAGAACAAGAUUGAGGCAUUACUGGAGAUUGCCAAAAGAACGUGGAGCGUGGAGCGCAUUGUGGCCUUGGAAACCCAGAAUCAACGUAUGAUGGAACUGAUCAAGAACAUUCCUCGGCCGGCGUCCCGACCGUCUCCUCCCAGAAGCUCGGUGAACCCUAGUAGCUCCGCUUCCCAACCGUCGAACUUAUCGCAGUCCGACAUUAUAGUCGAUCUCAGUCAGACCAACGUGCAGAGGCGAGCGGGAGAGGUGCACCAAGUCAAGCUCUCCUUCGCUUCGGAGGAAAUGGCCAAGACAGCGCGACAGCACGUCCAGUGGCUGCAAGCGGAUCGGUUUGACCAGGCCCGCAUGCUCGGAGAACAAUCCGGUCAAGGUUGA
Messenger RNA from Cladophialophora immunda, 456 nucleotides. RefSeq lists its product as uncharacterized. Lineage: Eukaryota; Fungi; Ascomycota; Eurotiomycetes; Chaetothyriales; Herpotrichiellaceae. The transcript has 2 exons. The record is from RefSeq and is a predicted model, not a curated record. The coding region runs from base 1 to 456 and encodes 151 amino acids.